Saccharomyces eubayanus is the source of this 1698-nucleotide messenger RNA. RefSeq names its product cation transporter (gene QDR2). Gene Ontology annotation, molecular function: transmembrane transporter activity. Gene Ontology annotation, biological process: transmembrane transport. Bases 1 to 1698 code for a protein of 565 amino acids. The record is from RefSeq and is a predicted model, not a curated record. NCBI's taxonomy places the organism in Eukaryota, Fungi, Ascomycota, Saccharomycetes, Saccharomycetales, Saccharomycetaceae. Gene Ontology annotation, cellular component: membrane. The transcript has a single exon.
AUGACGUCGGUAGUAACAGAUACGCUGUCAGACAAUGAAUUUGAGGACGAACUCACGGAAAGUAUGCGGUCGUACAAUAAAGAGCAUGCAGAGAAGUUGGCUUUACAUAGAACGUCUAGUGUGAAACCAGAGCCGGAGAUUACAGCCUCACCCCACUCGCGGUUUUCUCGUUCUUUGAAGAUCGUGCUGAUAGCUCAAUGUGCUUUCACUGGGUUUUUCUCCACUAUAGCAGGUGCCAUUUACUAUCCCGUUCUGAGUGUCAUUGAAAGAAAAUUCGAAAUCGACGAACAAUCGGUUAACGUCACUGUUGUAGUGUACUUUGUGUUCCAGGGACUUGCCCCCACGUUCAUGGGCGGGUUUGCAGAUUCAUUAGGUAGGAGGCCUGUUGUGCUUAUCGCCAUUCUUGUUUAUUUCGGUGCAUGCAUUGGCCUGGCUUGUGCCCAGACAUAUGCUCAGAUUAUCGUGCUAAGAUGUCUACAAGCCGCAGGUAUUUCGCCCGUGAUAGCCAUUAAUAGCGGUAUCAUGGGCGACAUUACUACAAGAGCCGAGCGUGGCGGGUACGUUGGGUAUGUGGCUGGGUUCCAAGUGCUAGGUUCUGCAUUUGGUGCGCUUAUCGGUGCCGGAUUAUCGUCGAGGUGGGGCUGGAGAGCCAUUUUCUGGUUUCUAGCAAUUGGGUCGGGCGUUUGUCUCCUGGCAUCCUCUCUGAUAUUACCAGAAACGAAGAGAAACAUUUCGGGAAAUGGCUCUAUAACGCCAAAGUCAUACUUCAAUAAGGCGCCCAUCUUGGCUUUACGAGUGAUAAGAAAAACGCUUCAUUUGGAUAAUCCGGAUUACGAGACGUUGGAACAGCCUACACGACUGAACUUACUGGCGCCAUUUAAGAUUUUAAGAGCUUACGAAAUAUGCAUAUUGAUGCUAGUGGCUGGGUUACAAUUCGCCAUGUACACUACACACCUUACGGCACUAUCUACAGCUUUAAGCAAAGAAUAUAGCCUGAACGUGGCCCAAGUAGGGUUAUGCUACCUGCCCUCUGGAGUUUGUACUCUAAUCAGUAUUGUCACCGCCGGUAGGUAUUUGAAUUGGAAUUACAAGCACAAAUUGAGAGAAUAUCGAAGUUGGUUAGACCAAAAAAGAUCGGAGCUUUUAGAGGCACACGAUAACGAUCCGAACGUGGCACAACAAAUCAUAGAGGACGACCCCCAAUAUACUUUCAAUAUCUUUAAAGCAAGAUUACAACCUGCGUUUGUCACCUUGAUCUUAAGUAGUAGUGGAUUCUGUGCCUAUGGCUGGUGUAUUACCACCAAGGCCCCCUUAGCAGCCGUCUUGUGUAUGAGUGGGUUUGCAUCGCUCUUUUCUAAUUGCAUUUUGGCCUUUUCCACUACACUUAUUGUUGAUUUGUUCCCUUCAAAGACAUCCACUGCCACCGGAUGUUUGAACCUAUUUAGAUGCAUCUUGUCCGCUGUUUUCAUCGCUGCAUUGAGCAAGAUGGUGGAGAAAAUGAAAUACGGAGGCGUUUUCACAUUCCUAGGGGCUUUAACCUCCUCGUCAUCAAUUCUUUUAUUUAUUCUCUUAAGGAAGGGGAAAGAACUGGCCUUUGAGAGGAAAAGACAAGAACGAGAGACUACCAAAGAUGUCAAACUCGUUGAAUCAAAGGAAAACACAACGUCUGACCAUCUUGUCACUGAUGAAGAAGAAUGA